This is a messenger RNA of Cavia porcellus (domestic guinea pig), 1040 nucleotides long. It is a transcript of the gene Med9, whose product is annotated as mediator complex subunit 9. Gene Ontology annotation, cellular component: mediator complex. The record is from RefSeq and is a predicted model, not a curated record. The coding region runs from base 90 to 533 and encodes 147 amino acids. Gene Ontology annotation, molecular function: transcription coregulator activity. Gene Ontology annotation, biological process: regulation of transcription by RNA polymerase II. The transcript has 2 exons. Lineage: Eukaryota; Metazoa; Chordata; Mammalia; Rodentia; Caviidae.
UAGUGACGUCAUAUGUUGGUGACACUGCUGGCGGGCCGGCGGACUCUUGGGGGUCCUGCAGAUUGAGUUGCUGACAGAGCUCCGCAGCUAUGGCCUCCGCUGGGGUUGUCCCCGGACGACAGGCGGAGGAUGCGUUACCACCGCCAUCCGAGUCACCGCUGCCCGAGACCAAGCCGCUGCCCACUCCUCAGCCGCCGCCACCAGUUGCCGCGCCCCCACCGCAGCAGUCGCCGGCGCCACGGCCUCAGUCGCCGGCCGGCGUGAAGGAGGAAGAGAACUACUCCUUUUUACCUUUGGUUCACAACAUUAUCAAAUGCAUGGACAAAGACAGCCCUGAUGUCCACCAGGACCUGAAUGCCCUCAAAACCAAAUUCCAGGAGAUGCGCAGACUCAUCAGCACCAUGCCUGGCAUCCAGCUGAGCCCUGAGCAGCAGCAGCAGCAGCUGCACAACCUGCGGGAGCAAGUCAGGACUAAGAACGAACUUCUGCAGAAAUACAAGAGCCUCUGCAUGUUUGAGAUCCCCAAGGAGUAGAGCAAGACAACCUCCAGGACUGCCUGAGAAAGGAGGAGGGAGCCAGCGACCUUGCCAGCUCCCCACUCUCUCACUGGCUCUGCUCAUUUAACCCCAGCUCUGAACUGUAGACAAGUGGGGCUGGUGUGGUGGUUCAUUAACUGAAUUUGGUCUUGGCUGUGUGGGCCUUGGCCUCUGGCUUGUAUGUGUACGUGUGUCUUGUGCAUCCUGACUCUUGAGUGGCUACAGGAAAGAAUCUUCUGAGGCAAGGGAUGGGGAGGACGCCACCCUGUCUCUGGGGAGGGCCACUGCUGUGCCCCUCUGAAAGGCACUGUAGGGGAGGAGCAGCUCCUGCUGUCUCCUGCCCUUGGCUCCUCCCACCACACUUAUCAUCAUGGUGUAUCGGGCACCUUCUGUUCUCAUUAGCAGCAGUUUUAUGAAGCAUUUGCAUAGAACUCACUGCUUGAGUUAGGUCUGCACUUGUAUGGCAUGCAUUUAAGAAAAUUAAAGAAGGUUGUGAAAAAUGAA